Messenger RNA from Botrytis byssoidea, 2622 nucleotides. RefSeq lists its product as uncharacterized. The transcript has 3 exons. The coding region runs from base 1 to 2622 and encodes 873 amino acids. The record is from RefSeq and is a predicted model, not a curated record. NCBI's taxonomy places the organism in Eukaryota, Fungi, Ascomycota, Leotiomycetes, Helotiales, Sclerotiniaceae. Gene Ontology annotation, molecular function: zinc ion binding; DNA binding; DNA-binding transcription factor activity, RNA polymerase II-specific. Gene Ontology annotation, biological process: DNA-templated transcription; regulation of DNA-templated transcription.
AUGGAGCCAUUACCAGGUGGUGUUCCAACGGUUAAUGGUCGAACACCCAUUGCGUGCAUCAAUUGCGCUAGUGCAAAAACCGGCUGCGAUAAAAGGGUUCCUUGCUCAAGAUGUUCUGAGAAAAAUCUACCAUGCGCGAGUAGAUAUGCCCGACGUUCAUCAAAGGCUGCGAACCGGUCCUCAAGCUCGCACAAAAAGACACCACCAACACAAGAGCCACCCCAUGACCCCAUGGAUCAGGACACAGCACCAAAAGAAACAUUACCGGAAACCAAAGUCAGUCCCACAGAGACACCCAUAGAUCCGCAAUUUAUGGUAGCAACACCAGAGAAAAAUAUAUAUCCUGCCCAAGAUUUACGAUUUAAUGUUGAUGGCUUCGGGCCCUCCCCAGGCGAAAGCCUUGGGGGGAUGGAACACUCCAUGUUCGGCAACAGUGGGAACGUCAAUUACCAUGAUCUGAUGGCAUGGAGUCACUACCCCUUAGAUAUUGAAAUAUACUCGAUGGGAUCUGAAUUAUCCAGCAGUCUAGUAACGCCAAACUUUCUGGAACCAAGCGAUACUUCUUCAAUUUCAGAGCCACUAUUUACUGGAUCUCUGCAUCCAUCUCCAUCGAUGUCACAUACUAAGAGCGCUAGCAUCUCUUCAGAUGCUAAUCGUCCAGCCAAGCUUGUCGAAAUCGCGGUUCCGAUUCUGACAGAUAAUAGCUCUGAUGACUUUGAACUCUUGGUGGCCGCAGAAUCGGCGUGGCCUCUUGCACGAUGCAAUCCACGAUUGAUUCCUGGACCGUCAGCAAGAACGGCUAUAGCGUACCUCGAGAAUCUAGAGCAACAUUCGAAGCAUGACGCCACAUGGGAUUCGCUAAAUCAUGAUUUGGAACCGGCCGAGAUUCGAUAUGGAGAUGGAAUAUCUGUUAUACCUGUGAGUGCAAGCACCAGAGAUAGAAUAAUGGCCAUCACGCAAAGUUUUCUUCAUACAGCUUUAGAAACACAUCGAGGAGGUUUGAAAGGUUGGCCAAAAUCUUCCAAUUACACAAGUCCUGAUGCAGGAUUCAAUUUCCUUGUUCUACCUCCAUCAAACGUCCUGGAGUAUUUCCUUCGAAGUCACGUUCGAAGUUUGGCUCCUUACUAUACUCUCAUCAAUGGAGGAAACCUUGAUCCCAACGAAUUAAUGCUGAACAAUCAAACUUCAACAUUACUAUUGUUGCUAAUGAUAGCACAUGGCGCUGCAGCUCUUCCAACUGCUGAAGCUAGAUGUUUGACCGCGGGGCUUACGGAAGCUUGUCGCAUAUCGCUAUUUAAGGUCAUAGAAAAAAACGUUGAUUUAUCAGCUGAUCCUGUCGUGUUCAAAUGCGCACUGCUUUUCACGAUACUCGGUGCUUGGGGUGGAGAUGCUUCUCACAUGAACCUAGCUAUGGCACAACGAGGGAUGUAUCUUGCGAUGCUAAAACAUACUGGUAUGUUGGAGCCUCACAUACCAAUGGCGCCAUCCUUUCACGAAUCAUCGAAUCUAGAUGACCAGUGGAGAAUUUGGCUACAAAGAGAAAAGAAAAGCAGGUUGGUCUACAACUGGGUCAUGGUAGACCAGGAGCUGAGUUUAUUCCACGAUACCUCACCUAUUAUGUCAAUCACAGAACUUGAGACUCCAAUGCCCGGAAUAGAGUGCUUAUGGCUGGCUAAAGAUGCAAAUGAUUGGGCAGCAAUUGCUCAGCAAACAUAUAUCGGCACUGAUUGGCUCCUGAAUCCAAAUUCUAUCGACACACCACCAGUAGGACCUUCACUCUGUGGCCUCUUCCGAGACAUGUUAUCGGACAAUAUCGAACGUCGACACGGAAACUUGUCUCCACUACAGCUAAAACUUCUCCUUCACCCAAUUCAUAGCUCUUUGUGUCAUCUGCAUCAAGCUUUAACUUUUCAUUCUGAAAUGUAUAACUCCCGACAAGGAACUAGAUCCGUUACCAAAGCGUCCAAUCUACUACGUCUUCAGGAAGCUCAGUCAUUGCUCCAGAAAUGGUAUGACUUGUGUGAGAUUCAUGCUAGAAACGAUCCAAGUUGUCAAGUUACUCGAGCCAAUCUCGUCCUGUAUCACCUCAUAAGUUUGAAUGCGGUGACAUUCUUUCCAGAAAUUGAGCGGCUAGCACGAAAAGAGGACUUUGAUGGAACAAGCUUGGAACUUUCGCUUCGCUACAAAAGAUGCAUUUACAAUUCUGGAGAAGCUGUUUUUCAUUGUGGACAAGUCAUUCGUCUUGUAUCUUCGAUGGCAAAAGAGGGACGUCCGCGUUGGUGGUCGGUAGCUAUCUAUCGUGCCACUAUGAUCUUAUGGCUUGAAAGUGUAUCACGUAUCGACACCUAUACACAAAAAUGUGAUAAGGGCUCAAUAUUUCCGAUUGAUGCAGUGGCACCCAACCAUCCCUCUGUCAAAGCUUAUCUAUGGAAUGGUGAAGGUAUUCCAGUACUCAGCAAGGCCGACGGAUACGUGGAACUUCAUAGGCCUAAUGAUGUUAUGAGCCAUUGUAUCUCGUUACUCGAAUUUGGCGUUACUCUACCAGUGUCGGACGGGAUAAGAAGGAAAUUAUUGGCGUUCUCGAAGAAUUGGAACAUGGAAAUCAUAUUGCAGAGAACAUAG